Messenger RNA from Plenodomus lingam JN3, 1122 nucleotides. NCBI's taxonomy places the organism in Eukaryota, Fungi, Ascomycota, Dothideomycetes, Pleosporales, Leptosphaeriaceae. The record is from RefSeq and is a predicted model, not a curated record.
AUGUCAAGCCUCUCACUACCUCGCAGCUUGCCGGAACCCUUCUUCCACCUCUUUUUCACAAACUGUUUCAAGUCACCUAGCUGUGCCGAUCUAGUUCUCGACCGUGCCAACAAUGAGUUCGGGUUGGUUUACACCCUCGAGCCCGGCACAAUGGUGAUGGCUCAAUGGCCAGAGACCGAUGAGCCAGUAUACUUUGCUGCAACGAAAAUCCUGGCAGCUUGCUUGCGAACAAGUACUUCUUGUAAGAAGAUAUGUCUAUUGCUGGCUCACUACCAACUGGAUCUGGUGUUCGAGACGGCGAAUGGUGCGGCAGAUUUCACGCAGUUGCUUGGGCGGUUGGUCACGAAGGUUGGAAACCAGCGAUUUGAGAUAUAUGAGGCCACAUCCAAUGCGGCACUGGCACGUGCGGAUUUCACCAUGGAAAAAGAGUGUCAGGGCUUGAAGCUGGAAGAUUCUGCGCCCUGGACUGCAAUUUCGGAUGCAAAUGCUUCUGAGUGGGCUAAGAUCUACAAGGCGGGCAAGUGCUCAGACUUCACCGUCAUUGCAGGCGGAAUACUCUAUCCAGUCCAUCGUGUGCUUAGAUCUGAGUACUUCAAUGCUGUUUGUGAUGGCCGCUUCAGUGAAAGCGAGCAGCGUUCCAUUACCCUACCCGAGGAUGCGAAACUGAUAUCAACCCUUCUUCAAGAACUCUACGGAGUCUACAACUCGACCACGGGCUCGAUCUUCACCAACUUCGCUCUGCUCCGCGCACUGGAGAAGGAACUCGUGAUGAGCGACAUUCUAGCCCUCUUCAUUGCCGCAGAUAAGUACGCCAUGCAGCCCAUCAAACAUAAAGUGGCAGAAACGAUCAUCGAUCGUAUCCCAUUCAUCUACGACCCCCUGAGCAUUGUAGACCUGGCAUCCAAUGUCUACCAGUCAGAGUUUCCAGAAAUGGACUGCGGACUACGCAAGUCCAUCGUUAUGCAACUACACUCGAGGCUUCCUGCGAUCAUGGCGGAUGAGGAAGCUUGGAAGGAAUACGCUGCGAACAAGGAGGUAGUAAGGGCGUUGCACGAACAUCAGUGCGAGUUGCUAGGGGUUGGAGGGAUCCUGACUCCGCCCAGUACACCAACAAAGAGGUGA